AACUCAAACUUUCCACCAGUGAUCUUAAUUAAAAAGAAUGUAUUGUUCGAUUCCAUGUUUUUUUUACUUUGUGUAUCAGUGUAUAUAUAUAAUCUGUUAUAAAGAGAACAAAAAAAUUCCAUUUUUUCUUGUGAGGACACGCGGUAAUUAAGAACAAAGAAGUGGCACUAGGGUAGAAAUUAAACUAGAAGUAAAAGAAGGUGGUGCAAAGGCAUGCACUCUAAAUAAAUAAAAAAUUCAUAAAAGACCUCACGCAGUGAAUGUAAAUGUAAAUGUAUCCAACUUCACAAACGUGACGUAUCUUUGUGUAUGCAUACCUUUCUCUACGUUGUUCUAAUACAUAUAGAUAGUAAUAAGAGAGAGAAAGAGUAAAAUCAAGAAGAGACAAAAGAAUGUCACGAGACAGCGACAUAGUGCAUUUAUGAACCCUUGAAAAAAACUCUAAACCCUAAUUAUCCCUUGUUGUUGCGGCUGUAUAAAUAUAUACGACAUAGUUUUGAAGAAUGUGUCGAACAAAGUGAAAAAGACAUCAUCUUCUUCGUUGAUAGAUCAAUAGGUACCCCAGAAGAGAAUCUUGAUCAAUUAAGUAUCAUCAUGUCUCACAUCGCUGUUGAAAGGAAUCGAAGAAGGCAGAUGAACGAGCAUCUUAAAUCCCUUCGUUCUUUGACUCCUUGUUUCUACAUCAAAAGGGGAGAUCAAGCUUCGAUCAUCGGAGGAGUGAUCGAGUUCAUCAAAGAGUUGCAGCAAUUGGUGCAAGUUCUUGAGUCUAAGAAACGUCGAAAGACACUAAACCGACCUUCUUUCCCUCAUGAUCACCAAACAAUCGAGCCAUCCAGUUUAGGCGGCGCAGCCACCACCCGAGUACCGUUUAGUCGAAUCGAAAAUGUGAUGACUACAAGUACUUUCAAGGAAGUAGGAGCAUGCUGUAAUUCCCCUCAUGCUAACGUAGAAGCCAAGAUCUCUGGUUCUAACGUUGUAUUGAGAGUUGUCUCUAGGCGAAUCGUGGGCCAGCUCGUUAAGAUCAUCUCUGUCUUAGAGAAGCUAUCUUUUCAAGUUCUUCACCUCAAUAUUAGUAGCAUGGAGGAGACUGUCUUAUACUUUUUCGUUGUUAAGAUAGGAUUGGAGUGUCACUUAAGCUUGGAGGAGCUAACUCUUGAAGUUCAGAAAAGCUUUGUGUCAGAAAUGAUCGUCUCUACCAAUUAAAACCAAAAUUCUACAUGUACUACAGCGUGUAUCGUUUUUUGGGUUACAUGAGCAUAUUUAGACUUGAUACCUUGCUAGAAAUAAACUCCUCAGUUUUUUUUUUUUAAAUCACUUAUGUUUUACUUACUAUGUUGUUGUAUCCGAACUUGAUCAAAGUUGUAAUUUCCCGGCCCAUAAUAAAUCAUAACAUUUUAUGCUCUAAUUAACUAGUAGUUCUGAAUCA
Messenger RNA from Arabidopsis lyrata subsp. lyrata, 1426 nucleotides. RefSeq names its product transcription factor MUTE. Bases 595 to 1203 code for a protein of 202 amino acids. NCBI's taxonomy places the organism in Eukaryota, Viridiplantae, Streptophyta, Magnoliopsida, Brassicales, Brassicaceae. Gene Ontology annotation, biological process: positive regulation of DNA-templated transcription; stomatal complex development; guard cell differentiation. Gene Ontology annotation, molecular function: protein dimerization activity; DNA-binding transcription factor activity. The record is from RefSeq and is a predicted model, not a curated record. The transcript is spliced from 3 exons. Gene Ontology annotation, cellular component: nucleus.